Messenger RNA from Drosophila kikkawai, 2680 nucleotides. It is a transcript of the gene fzr, whose product is annotated as fizzy and cell division cycle 20 related. Lineage: Eukaryota; Metazoa; Arthropoda; Insecta; Diptera; Drosophilidae. The record is from RefSeq and is a predicted model, not a curated record. Gene Ontology annotation, biological process: positive regulation of ubiquitin protein ligase activity; positive regulation of anaphase-promoting complex-dependent catabolic process; anaphase-promoting complex-dependent catabolic process. Gene Ontology annotation, cellular component: anaphase-promoting complex. Gene Ontology annotation, molecular function: protein binding; ubiquitin ligase activator activity; anaphase-promoting complex binding.
CGACGCGACGUCGGCAGAGAAAAACGCUUGAGAAAAAAAAUCGGUGCCUUUUGUUGUAAACGACAGACUCGCGCAGUACCGCAGACGCCGAAACCGCCCGUCGAGCACCGCCGCCCACCAGCAGUCGUAGUAGCGUAACUCCAAACAACAACAGUAACCACCCCCGGAGCGGGAGUUGCCUGGUUUUCCGGAGUUUGGAGCGGCAAACCAAAGCGUCCGCGUCGCAACGCAUCGUAGCAUCUCGCGUCGCGUCUGUGGAAUCAAAAUUAACCGUUUUUCCAGUGUUUAGCGCGUAAAACUCUCCGAACACUCGCAUAUAUAACUAUAUAUAUAUAUAUUUUCUACUCACAUCGGAGACUUACUACGGCGCCUAAAGCAACUUGUUGGAGUUCGGACUUAAGACAUUACUUAAUUAUUUUGUUUUUUUUUUUUUUUUCGUUUUGUAUUCUAUAUAAAUUUAAUUGUUUGGUGGUCUUGAUACUGCCAUAUUUUUUUGUUUGGUUUUGUGUGUGUUAUUUUUCUGAGUGUAAUUAAAACACCAGACACGCGGCUAGCGUUACGCAGCCGGUAAAAUGUUUAGUCCCGAAUAUGAGAAACGCAUCCUGAAGCACUGCAGUCCCGUGGCCCGGAAUCUGUUUGAUAAUUUAGAAUCUUCCACCACGCCCACAUCCCUGGAUCGCUUUAUACCUUGCAGAGCGAACAACAACUGGCAGACGAACUUCGCCUCGAUCAACAAAUCCAAUGACAACUCACCGCAGACGAGCAAGAAGCAGCGGGACUGUGGGGAGACGGCACGCGAUAGUCUUGCCUACUCCUGCCUUCUCAAGAACGAGCUCCUCGGAACGGCCAUUGACGAUGUGAAGACCGCCGGCGAGGAGCGCAAUGAGAACGCCUACACACCGGCGGCCAAGCGGAGUCUCUUCAAGUAUCAGUCACCCACCAAACAGGAUUACAAUGGCGAGUGCCCCUACUCACUGUCCCCAGUCAGCGCCAAGAGCCAGAAGCUGCUACGUUCGCCCCGCAAGGCCACCAGAAAGAUCUCCCGAAUACCCUUCAAGGUCCUCGAUGCGCCCGAGCUGCAAGAUGACUUCUAUUUGAACCUGGUUGAUUGGUCCUCGCAGAAUGUAUUGGCCGUGGGUCUGGGUAGCUGUGUCUACCUUUGGAGUGCCUGCACCAGCCAGGUAACCCGCCUGUGUGAUCUCAGUCCGGAUGCAAACACGGUGACGUCGGUAUCGUGGAACGAGCGCGGCAAUACCGUGGCGGUGGGCACUCAUCACGGCUACGUGACCGUCUGGGAUGUGGCGGCCAACAAGCAGAUCAAUAAGCUAAAUGGCCAUUCGGCGCGUGUGGGUGCCCUGGCCUGGAAUAGUGACAUCCUGUCCAGUGGUUCGCGGGAUCGUUGGAUUAUACAGCGGGAUACAAGAACGCCGCAAUUGCAAUCGGAACGCCGCUUGGCUGGCCAUCGUCAGGAGGUUUGCGGCCUGAAAUGGUCGCCAGAUAAUCAAUAUUUGGCCAGCGGCGGCAACGACAAUCGUUUGUACGUAUGGAAUCAGCAUUCGGUGAAUCCGGUGCAAUCGUAUACAGAACAUAUGGCGGCGGUGAAGGCUAUUGCCUGGUCACCGCACCACCAUGGACUGUUGGCCAGCGGCGGCGGUACAGCGGAUCGAUGCAUCCGCUUCUGGAACACUCUAACCGGCCAGCCCAUGCAGUGCGUGGACACUGGAUCGCAGGUGUGCAAUCUGGCCUGGUCUAAGCACUCAUCGGAGCUGGUCUCCACGCACGGUUACUCGCAGAAUCAGAUUUUGGUAUGGAAGUACCCAUCGCUGACACAGGUGGCCAAGCUGACGGGCCAUUCGUACAGGGUCCUCUAUUUGGCUCUAAGUCCCGAUGGCGAGGCCAUUGUCACUGGCGCCGGGGAUGAGACAUUGCGCUUUUGGAAUGUGUUUAGCAAGGCGCGUAGCCAGAAGGAGAACAAAUCGGUGCUGAAUCUGUUUGCCAACAUCAGAUAGAAGAAGGACAAUAUAAUAGCAAGGACGCGAAGACUGAAGCGAGGCAAAAGGCAAAAAGGCCAAAGGCAACACACAACACAACCGCAACAGCAACCCAAUACACACACAUGCAAAUCGAAGCAAGCAACUAAAACCAAUCAGCAAACCAACUAAUCCCAACUAAUCAAGCUCUUUUAUCUAUGGUAAAACGAUCAUCCGCACGGCGCUCGUUUAGUACAUUUUGCAGGCAGUCGCAGCAGCAAUAGUUUAAACAAAUUUAAGUUAAGUCUAGCAGGUUAUGUAGUAACAUUUUAAAUAGGAAACCAGAGCAACAGCAGAACUGAAGGAAUGAAUCCGGAACUAAGUCUACAUUAAGCCUAAAUUCUAGCUUGUAAUAACUUUACACACACACACACACACACUCACUUAGUAGUGUUCAACUAAAUUGUAUUGUUUUAUAUAUACCUAUAUAUAUAUAUAUAUAUAUUAUACAUAAAUUUUUUUUGGUACACCUAAUUAGAGCUACUUUCACACAAAUAUCUCUAUUUUUUUUGCUUAGGACAUAGGAGAAAUUUGAAUUAUUCACUCACUCACUCACAUUCAUUCAUCCCAAAAGAUACACAAAAAAAUAUGUAUAUUUAAAUAAAUUUAUACAAGUUAAAAAAGGUGCCCACAAAAACGUUGUUUUAAUU